GCUGUUUAUUGUAAUGGUGAAACCUUUCUUUUGUUUAUCUCUUUGCAGUUAUGUGGCUGUGGGCUGCUGGGUGUGGGCAUCUGGCUGUCAGUGUCGCAAGGAAACUUCGCCACGUUUUCUCCUAGCUUUCCGUCGCUUUCAGCUGCCAACCUAGUCAUUACCAUUGGCACAGUCAUCAUGGUGACCGGCUUUCUGGGCUGCCUAGGUGCUAUCAAGGAAAACAAGUGCCUCCUGUUGAGUUUUUUCAUCGUUUUGCUGAUAAUUCUCCUGGCAGAGCUGAUAUUACUCAUUUUGUUCUUUGUUUAUAUGGACAAGGUCAGUGAGAGUGCAAAGAAGGAUUUGAAGGAAGGUAUGAAGCUAUACAAUUCAGAAAACAAUGUUGGACUGAAAAAUGCAUGGAAUAUCAUUCAAGCAGAGAUGAAAUGCUGUGGUGUGAAUGACUUUACAGACUGGUACCCAGUGCUGGGAGAAAACACUGUCCCAGACCGAUGUUGUACGGAAAACUCCCAAGACUGUGGACGGAACUCCACCGAAUUAGUGUGGAAAACAGGAUGUUAUGAGAGGGUUAUGACCUGGUUUGAUGAGAAUAAACAUGUCCUUGGUUCGAUUGGGAUGUGCAUCCUCAUAAUGCAGAUUCUUGGCAUGGCCUUCUCCAUGACACUCUUCCAGCAGAUUCACAGGACUGGCAAAAAAUACGAUGCCUAAAGCCUCUGAAACAUUAUCACAUCAACCCUUCUGUAUCAUCAUAAAAAUGAACAAAAGGAAUGACCACAGAGAGUAUCAAGCCUAGCCCUGCUGAGGGAAUCCGUCCCAUUGAGUGAUCUACUUUGUUGUUAUUUGUCCACUUAUUAUCACAACUUGUUAUUUGACUAAUUAUUUUUGUCUGUUUCACAUUUGCCGUUUAUUUGCCAAAGAGGGGGGAACCCCCCCAAACAAAUGGAUUUUCUACACAAAAAACAUAAAUCUAGUGUAAGAAUGUUUCUUAAGAUGUUUUGCUCUACUAAUCCAUGCUAUAUGUGCAAAAA
This is a messenger RNA of Pterocles gutturalis (yellow-throated sandgrouse), 1025 nucleotides long. It is a transcript of the gene TSPAN9, whose product is annotated as tetraspanin 9. The record is from RefSeq and is a predicted model, not a curated record. The coding region runs from base 178 to 705 and encodes 175 amino acids. The transcript has 6 exons. NCBI's taxonomy places the organism in Eukaryota, Metazoa, Chordata, Aves, Pterocliformes, Pteroclidae. Gene Ontology annotation, cellular component: membrane.